UGAUGAUUGAUCCCUUCUUGAAAGAUCUCAGAUCGCAAAAUGUUCAAGUUCAAUUUCGACGUCGAGGACGAUGGUGAACAAGGUAUAGGUAGUCUUGGUGAAAAUAGUACAACGCAAAAUCGCGGCCCCGCUUCUGCGCAGACAGUUGUUCCAGACGCAUUUACCGAGCUUUCUCUUGUAAACGCGCUAGACAGCCUACCAUCCAAAAUCUCUUAUUCUCCAAUCACGAUCCCACUCGCUAGCGGAGGUGAACUUUCACUUCCACGUCGUGAUCUGUUCGAUGCGAGGUUUCAAUUGAUCUCACAAAAUGCCGAUGACCCGGAUGCGUCGGAGCAACCAUCCGUUGUCAAUGCACGGUCUGCACUGCAGUUUUUAGAUGCACCUUCCGACCUUGUACCCCUCGUCUAUGAAGGUGGCUUGAAGACUUGGGAAUGUAGCCUUGAUCUUGCUAGCUAUCUGGACAGCAUAAGCUCGCAGUUCGAUGUACGGGGCAAGCGCGUGCUAGAGAUCGGCUGUGGUACAUCGAUCCCGUCGCUAUACAUCCUUCAUCGAAUAUUCUCCUCUCCGCCUUCUCAGAAUCAGACACAUAUUCACCUUCAGGACUAUAACGCCUCCGUUUUGGAGCUGGUGACCAUUCCCAAUAUUAUUCUGACCUGGUAUCUGUCAGAGGCAGCGGAGACAUACCGCAAGUCGGAGGAGGAACAAACAGACUCUGCGUCCUUGGAAUUGAACAUGUCGGACAAUCUUAAAGACACUUUCCAUCAGUCUUUGAUAACCUACGGAGUCCACUUACGUUUCUUCUCUGGAUCAUGGGAUACAUUCGACCUUCGAAAACUAGGCGGGAGCUACAACCUGGUGCUGACAUCCGAGACGAUAUACUGCAUGGAGUCUCUCCCGAGCCUUGCUGCUGUUAUGCGCGGCGCUUGCAACGCUGAAGGUCCUACAGACACAUAUCAGUACCUCUGUCUAGUAGCUGCGAAGGUGCUCUACUUCGGCGUGGGUGGCGGGGUAGCAGAGUUUGUGCGAUGUGUACGAGAUCUAGAUACGGGAGGGACGGUCGAGACUGUAUGGGAGAAAACACAGGGCGUCGAAAGGAGAGUAAUGAGUGUUAGAUGGAAUUAGGCAAUGUUAAUGAUGAUGAAUAUUUUUACUCGCGAUAUGAGCAAAAUAUACAAGUCGA
Messenger RNA from Suillus paluster, 1180 nucleotides. RefSeq lists its product as uncharacterized. Bases 40 to 1122 code for a protein of 360 amino acids. Gene Ontology annotation, molecular function: protein-L-histidine N-tele-methyltransferase activity. Gene Ontology annotation, biological process: peptidyl-histidine methylation, to form tele-methylhistidine. The record is from RefSeq and is a predicted model, not a curated record. Lineage: Eukaryota; Fungi; Basidiomycota; Agaricomycetes; Boletales; Suillaceae. The transcript has 4 exons.